GUAUUAAUUUGACAGAUAUUUAGCAGAAACUGUACAAAAGAUCUCAGAGCAGAGCCGUCAACUCUCUAUUCUGUAUUUAAAACAUUUUUAACUCUCCGUGUGUGUUCUAUUCAGGGCAAACAGCUAGGAGCUGCACUUUGAGCACCUCCUCCUCUUCCUCUGCAGUCCUGUAUUGGGUUUCAUUCCUGCAGUUCUGACUGAAUGAAUGCUGAUCAAUUAUUUACAGGGAAGCUGAAGGUCAGGAGAGAAACCUCAAGAGACCCUUCAGCCCUGAAACAGACACUUCUGAGCCACAACUCCACCCACAAGACCUGAGGAGACAAGAACAAGAGGACAGUCGAGACAAGGAUGACAACUGAAGGUAGGAUCAAACCCUCUGAUUCAGAUCACAUUGACGUUCUGAAUGUGAAAUACUGGCACCUAAUUGGCCAAGCAGUUGUUAUGCUUAAUUCACGCUGUUUUAAUUCAGAUUUAGUUGAGUCUUUGCAAUUUAAUUGCAUUGAACUGGUCUAACCAGACAGAUUUCCAGCUGAGGUACACCAGCAGGUACAAAUCCAGCUUGGACAUCUCUGGUGUAAAUAUAUGCACAAGUGGCCAGUUGACCCACUGCCAUCUCAAUCCUCUGUCCCAUUAACAGCUCUGUUGGACAGCAUAUGAGCAAAUGCACUGAUGAUAUUUAACUGAGGAGGAGGAGGCUGCUGUGUGUAAUAGUGAUGUGCAGAUUGCAGGGUUGGGCAGGUGGGUUAUAAAAGCUACGUUCUGAUUAACAACAGGUGGGCUGCAAACCGGUGACAUAAUGAAUCUUCAUAUGAGUAAAACAUUAAUUUGAUGGCCAGCAGCAUAAACGAUAAGUUGAUCUCUCCAUGAAGAGACGGUGUGAGCGUUAAUGCACAGCAGCUUAGCUUCGCUGGUCAUCUAAAGCUCCUGACUCACAGACAGGAUUUGAUGUUAAUUCAUGUUCUGUGUUCUUCUGCACAUCCAAAAGCUCAUAAUCUGACCAGGUUCAAACAGUUAAACCAACAGUGUGACUAACUACACCUCAUUUUAAGAGGGAUGGAUGCAAGCCAUGCCAGCAGCUCUACGAGGUCUUACAUGGGCACAUCAGUGUGUUACCAUGCUAACAUUAACUAUUUAGUAGUAAAAACAAAUUCCAACUGAGGUUGGUGGGAAUGUAGUUUUGCAGGUGUUUGGUGAGCAUGCAUGUAUUUAGAUGUAUUAAAGUGUGGUCCGAAAAUUAUUUUUUUGUGGGUUGAUAAAAAAGUCCAUUAAUGACUUAAAUCAUAAAACUGUAACCUACACUUCAGGAACUCAAAUUCCACCCACCAAAAAUGUAUAGCAUAUCCUACUUCCUCAUCAUGUGCUUUUCUGUCUACCACUACAGCGCUUUCCUGACCAUCCAUGUCUUUAUAUCAGUCCUCAGCUUUGCCUUGUAUGAUUCCGAUGAAGGGUUUUAACUUGAGGUAAAGCUGACCUGACUCUGAACACUCAGGCACAGUUCCUGCUCUACUCUGUAGUGACAGCACAGUCUUUUGCACAAGAGUCACAGUCUUCUUGAAAAAUGAAUUGUUCCAGCAGUGACUUUAUUUGACACUUUUGUUCCACAGCAUGAGCUUGAAUUUAAAUCCAGAACGAAAAGCCUCAAUACACCACAUACCUGCCAUACUAGAAGGCUACGUGAAUGCAGGAAGGUUUCCGGAAAGCUUAGUUAAUGAUUGAGGAGCUAAUUGAGCGAAACAUGCCUUCAUCAGCAAAAUGCUGGUGGUACAUUCUGAACAGACCUUUUCAAACUAAUGACAGUGUUUUCUUUACCCUCUUUAUCACAGGUACUAUGUCCACAUGACCAGUGAAUGGAUCAGUGAAUGGCCAACAGACAGAGAUUAGAUUAGAUUAGAUUAGAUUAGACAGACACACAGACUGACUGACAGACACACACACACACAGACAGGCAGACAGAUGAGAGGCAGGACUAAUGAAUAAAAUGUCCAUUAGUGACCAGCGUUGAGUCCAGUGAAGAAGCUGAGAUGACGCCUGAAGAACCUGCACUGAUCCAGCUCUGCCAGAAGUAGCCUUCAACAUGGGACUAAGCCAAGCCUCCAACCUCACUCCAGACAUCAGUUUGGCGGCAGCUGUAGUGGCAGCAAUCAGUCAUACCAACACAUCGGGCAUUUUGCCCACGUCGUCCCUCCCUCCAUCAUCCUGCAGCAUUGAUGAGUCCUACAAAUACGUCUUCCUGCCUGUGUGUUACUCACUGACAUUCCUCUUCAGUCUCACUCUCAACUCCGUGGUGUUGCUGCGCUCCUGCCGUCACCAUGAUGGUUGUUGUGGCGGUGGCGGGCGACGCUGGAACACCUCACUUAUCUACAUGGUGAACCUGGCCACCACCGAUCUGAUGUAUGGUCUGUCGCUGCCCUUCCUAGUGGCAAGCUACAUGCUGAGGGACCGCUGGGUGUUUGGGGACUUCAUGUGCCGCCUUGUUCGCUUCCUCUUCUAUUUUAACCUUUACUGCUCCAUCUUCUUCCUCACCUGCAUCUCUGUGCACAGGUACCUGGGGAUCUGCCAUCCAAUGAGGACCAUCACCCUGGAGAGCAAGCGGGUGGUGAAGGGGACCUGUGCAUUGGUGUGGGUGGUGGUGUUCGUCCUCACUUGCCCCAUCUUCAGGUUUGCCCAGACAGGAUAUGUUCGUCGAGGAGGCAGUGGGGUUGUCGAGCCUGGGGGGGCAAGGCAAGGUGGGAACAAUAGUGGAUCUCAGUUGGAAGACCAGGAGGGAUACGUGAACUGCUGGGAUGAUGCCAUCGACAAGGAGUUUGCCGACUACGUCCCCUACGGCAUCGUCCUCCAUCUGCUGGGCUUUUUUGUGCCCUUUGUCAUCAUUGCCUGGUGUUACUCUCAGGUGGUCAGGACAAUAUUCCAGACCCUGCGCUCCGCUCCCAGUUCAAUAGAGGGCGGAGAGGAUGGACCAGUGGGAGAUGGAGCAGCAGAAGGAGUUAGAGAGCGGGAGAGAACCUCAGUCUCCAUUUCUGGAUCACAGUAUUCACACUAUAUCCGUCGGCGACGGAAAUCCAUUAAGACCAUUCUGACCAUCACGCUUCUGUUUGCACUCUGUUUCCUGCCUUUCCAUGUGACCCGAACGGUGUUCCUGCUUCUGAGGCGGGGGCAGCUCGGUGGUUGCAAUGUUAUGAAGACCGUUUCCAUCUGCUACAAGGUCACCCGGCCGCUCGCCUCAUGUAAUGCCUGGCUCAAUGCCCUCCUCUACUUCCUGACAGGGGAUAAGGGUGCCUCCUGCUGCUGGCCAGCAGAACGUACUGUCCGCAGAGAUCAUUGGAAUGGCUCCCUUUGGUGGCCACUGAAGAUUCUGAAAAGAGAGGUAGUGGGUGAAGAGGACCAGGAGGCGGCCGAGAAGGUUGAAAGGGACGCGCACAAUGAAAAUGAGUCCAAGUCUUCAAGAGUCAUCUUCUAGAUGGUUUAGGUCCUGGUUUCUUAAAAACUGAAAAUGACUGGUGAGGCAGCAGGAAAACCUUCAGUAGUUCAACACAAAGCUACUCAGUAACACUGGAUCUUCCAUCUAAAUUCAGAGAAAGUUUUAAAUGAACCUCCAGAAAAUCUGCCAAAGAAAAUGUGAUUUAACAGACGUUUGAAACCCUUAAAAGAGCUCCAGUCAAAUGAGGGAAAGCAUUAUGAAAAUUAUACACUUGUGAGUUUCAUGUAGGAACACUAACACACAUCCAUCACAUUGUGUUGCAUUUUGCUUCCAUCCAAACUUUUCCACCCCAGCCAAACCUUUUUUAUACUUUCAAGUAUACAUAAAUUAGAAAAUGUGCAUUUUGAUGGGAAUGCACUGAAUGAUAGUAAACAAUGCUUAAUAAAUGUUGGCUUACCGGAGUCAAAUUCCUUGUUUGUACACACAAACUUGGCCAAUAAAGCUGAUUCUGAUUCUUAACACCAAAUCUGAAAAAUUAAAAAAAGUCGAUAAGAAAUGCUUGACACUAAUACAGCACAAACUGAAGACAUGCUGACAGUCUAUGAAACAGGAAGUUUGUGAAAAAGAAAAAACUGUGGAGUCUGACAACAUUUAUUGAAAUCAGCUGCCUUCAACAAUCACGACUAAUUCACCAAAUGCUCACAUUAAAUUUAUUUUGCAAUCAGAACGAUUGAAUUAUUGUCUUCAUGUCCUCAGAAUACUGAACUGUGGCCUUCAACGAAUUUCCUGAAAUUAAAAUCCCCUUUUGUCCCUGACGCUCUCAGUGUGAAGCACUUUGAUUUGACAUGCAUGUAUUAAGAUUUUGGAUUGAGAUACGUGGACGUCUUCAUGCUUUUAGGUGUGUCAGCGUUAUUGAAAGCGGCUCAUCCAUCCAUCCAUCCAUUUUCUAUACCGCUUAUCCGUCAGGGUCGCGGGGGAGCUGGAGCCUA
Scatophagus argus is the source of this 4407-nucleotide messenger RNA. Its product is annotated as P2Y purinoceptor 3-like. Gene Ontology annotation, cellular component: membrane. Lineage: Eukaryota; Metazoa; Chordata; Actinopteri; Scatophagidae. The record is from RefSeq and is a predicted model, not a curated record. The transcript has 2 exons. Gene Ontology annotation, molecular function: oxysterol binding; G protein-coupled receptor activity. Gene Ontology annotation, biological process: G protein-coupled receptor signaling pathway. The coding region runs from base 2075 to 3457 and encodes 460 amino acids.